This is a messenger RNA of Psylliodes chrysocephalus, 972 nucleotides long. The record is from the annotation of a GenBank genome assembly. NCBI's taxonomy places the organism in Eukaryota, Metazoa, Arthropoda, Insecta, Coleoptera, Chrysomelidae.
CGGUCGAUGUUAGAUUAAAAAUCAUAAUUGGCUAUGAAAGAUGGCGAGUAAAAUUAACUUGAGCAGUGCAAAUCCAACUGAAGAAGAAAAACAGACAAUUGUAGAGGCGUUGAGGCAGAAAUUGCAAGGUAUUAAAACUGUUAAGAAUAUCAAUACAGAUGAAGAAUAUUUACUAAGAUGGUUAUACAGUACUGAAUUUGAUGUUGAAACAUCUUUUUUAAGGAUGAAAGACUACCACGAAAACAUGGUUGAAAACCCUACUUGGUUCCAGAAAGAAUCCCCUUUAAACAGAAAAUCUUCCUUUGAAAUGAAUGCAGCAAUUAUGAUUCCAGCUCACGAUAAAGAAGGCAGACCUAUUUAUAUAUCAAAAAUUGGUAAUUUGGACCCAGAUCAAACUACAUUCGCCGAUGAAGCUUGCAUUGACGACAUCUGGUACGAAUACAUCCUGGACAAGAAUCCUGAAAUUGCGAAAAUAGGUCUUUGCGUUAUCUUAGAUUUAGGAGGCAUCAGUUGGAAAUACCUAAAAAUGCUUAAUUAUAAGGAUUGCAAGCUAGGUUUAAGGAAGUUAUCUUGUUUACCGUUCAAAGAACUGAAACUACAUUGCGUCAAUAAUUCGAAGUAUACGAAGCUGAUGUUAAAGAUCGUGCAACCUUUUAUACCCGAAGAAAGCAAAAAACAGAUGUUUUUCCAUUUUGAUAAUUGUGCUACGCUCUACGACUAUAUUGAUAAGGACAAUUUACCACCAGAGUAUGGAGGUUACAAUAAAAUAAAUCACAAGAAAAUAUACGAAAAACUAUUCGACAAAGCCGAUGCUAUCACCGAAAAUUUUCGAUUGCAUAGAAAUGUUAUUAAAAGUUAAUAUUUAAGUUAAUAUUUAUAAUAUUUAAUCUUUUUUUUUUUAUAGUCAGUAGAUUAUUUUGUUUAUACUUAUGUAAGACGUAAUUUGUUAUUUAAUAAAAAAUAUGUAAUUUA